This is a messenger RNA of Homalodisca vitripennis (glassy-winged sharpshooter), 3127 nucleotides long. RefSeq lists its product as uncharacterized. NCBI's taxonomy places the organism in Eukaryota, Metazoa, Arthropoda, Insecta, Hemiptera, Cicadellidae. The record is from RefSeq and is a predicted model, not a curated record.
UCUGGUAUAUCUUGUUCUGUUUUAGUAAACGGCGCGGCUGUGUAUCGUGUGUGUUGGUUACGAAUCAGAACUUGAAAUAUUGUUGUUCGGAAGUGAAAACUACGGAAAUGAUUGUAAUAAUGAUAAUUCGUUUUGGGAGGAUAACGAUUUAGUUCGUGUUUGUGUCCUAUUAUUUAAACUAAACGUUUAUUCUGCAGACCAGAAUGAGGGAGUUUAAUUUGUUGAUUCCGAGCCCACUGCAAUAUGCCACUCGACGUCAAUCAGGAAAUCGGUGCAUUUAUUGUUAUUAUGAAUUAAAACCAGUUUUCCUCACUGACACAGAAGAAUCUCGCCUGAAUACUAGUAGGUCUUCUGAUAAUCUCAGUAAACCUUAGCCUGAAUACAUUUUUAUUUUCAAACAUAGUCUACAUGUUUCAUAGACUAAAAGUUUUAUUUUUAUGAACAUGAACAUUUUGUUUACUCUACCGAAUCGGUAUCCUAUUUGUAUAAAUAAAUAUUCUCAUAUGGAACAUUUCUAACUUAUUAUAAUUUUAUAUUUUAAUUACAGUUGUGGUUUUAGUAAAUUGAAUCCAUAUCACGUUUGAAGUUAUAAACAAGUUUGGUUUAAUAUUGAAAGAGUGCUCCUGUUUCUUUCAGAAUUUCAACGUGUUCUCAAAUACCAUUUAUUGACUUCUGUCAACUUCUAACAAUACCUUUCUGCAAUGCCACGAGAGAAGUUUUGUGUAGAGACUUUGAUCAACUGGAAUAUACAGACGACGAGGAUGGUGAAGGUCCUGGACUUCGGCUCCCGGGUCCGGCCGUGCCUGCGCCUGAUGAUGUUCCUAAGUCUUCUGACGUUCCUCACCAUCUUCUACUUCUUCAGUGACGUCAGCUCUGCGGGUUACAUGAAGUUUUUUCGGCGCAACCCUAACUUAGAGACAGACUUCUACAACACCGCCCCGGGUACUUAUUCCUCGGACUCUUCCAUCAAUCAGACCGGCGGCCCGAAGGAGGGUUACCUGGUGUGGAGCCCUUCCUGUCGUAUCCCCGACUUAGACCCUUGGCACGAGAGCAUCCGCCAUCUCAUUCACCGUGAGGAGCCUAUGGUCUGCUCUGAGUUGCCACCCCUCACACGUGUCACCGGACACACCCUGCAGCUGAUCCACGCCAACGCCCAUCUCUACGGCGGGGAGAACAGCUUCCACUGCUGCUACCAGGAAAUCACGCGGCGUGACGCGGACAAGUUCAGUCCCAAAGUUGACGACCUUUUUAGCGUAAGUAAUUGCAUACACUUCGACGACACCAUCAACUUGACUUCAGAACAGCAGUUCAUCAUGGUAAAGUGUGUGGCCCCCUGGUUUUGGUUUUGGAAGAAAAAAAUCUACACCAACCUGCACGCUAUCGUUUCAAUUAGAAAAGACAUCAAGAAAACUCCAAAAAACCUGACCUUGGAUCGGCAGAAGAUGAGUGUUCUGAUAGUAGGGAUCGACUCGAUAUCCCGUUUAAAUCUCAUCAGGACCAUGCCCAAGACUGUCCGCUUCCUGCAGAAGAUGGGCUGGGUGGAGAUGAAAGGGUACAACAAGAUUGACGACAACACCUUCCCUAACCUCAUGGCGGUACUGACCGGCAUGAACUACACCCAAGUGCGGAAAGGAUGCAUGCAAACCAACGAUGAUCCUGUUGACGAAUGUCCUUUCAUCUGGAAGAACUUUUCUGAGCAAGGCUACAUAACCGGAUACGGCGAGGAUGAUCCGACGAUAGGAUCAUUUAAUUAUCAAAAGACCGGAUUUUUCAAAACGCCUACAGAUUAUUAUAUGAGGCCGUUUAUGUUGGCUGCUGAAAAGAAUACAAUCUUGAAACAACAAGACGGUUUAAAUGUGUGUUUAGGACCGACGCUUUCGACCGAUCACAUCUACAAGUAUGCCACGGAUUUUGCGACCACUUUCCGCAAUAAUCUCUACUUCGCCCUAUUCUGGAUGAAUACCUUAAGCCACAGCGAUUUGAACACACCUUCCGCUUUGGAUUUACGAACUCUGAAGUUCCUACAGGACCUCGUACACAACAGGGUGUUGAAGAAUACUUUUGUGAUAUUCUUGAGUGAUCACGGCAUGCGGUUCGGGAAGAUCAGAGAAACCUAUGUGGGCUGGCUGGAGGAGAGGCUUCCAUUUAUCUUCAUGUGGAUGCCGGAGUGGUACCGGAUACUUCACCCGAAGAAGUAUGCGAACCUCCUGGACAAUCGGAAUAAGCUGACUUCACCUUUCGAUCUCCAUCUGACGCUGCAAGAUGUAUUGUAUGGAGAACACGACAACGGAACACGGUCCUGUCCCGACUGUGUGUCCAUGUUUGACGAGGUUCCGUGGAACCGAUCUUGUCACGACGUAGGAGUGACGGAGCACUGGUGCACGUGCUACGAGUACAGGAUGCUGACAACGCAGGACGUCUCGGUGCAGGCCAUGGUGAGGUUCACCGUCGGGGAGAUCAACAUGCUGCUGGAGAAUGGGCAAGAUAUGCUCGAGAACAACACGCGGUGUGCCACAUUAAGCGUGAAGCAAGUGAUGUCGGUCCGCAGCAAAACCUACGAGCACAAGCUCGGCUACCACGAUUACGUCGUACUGUUCGAAACACUCCCAGGCCAAGCAUUGUUUGAGGCCACAGUAAGACUUAGUGACAGUGGUCAGUUCAAACUGCUUGGCACUGUGAGUAGAAUUAAUGCGUACGGUUCUCAAAGCAAAUGUAUGCGUAAUGCGUUCCUUAAAAAGUACUGUUUUUGUGUGUAAAGUUAAAAUUAUUAUGACAAAAGUAUUUUAUAAUUGACCGAGUUUUGGAAGAUUUCAAGGAAACUCGUAAGUAAUGUCAAAUCUUGCCAUUUGGUAUUUUAAUAUAUUAUGACCUUAAAAACUGUGUUAUGGAUUUUCUAAAAAUGUUCUUUUUACUUUGAAGGAAUGUGUCCUUCAUGACUCUUUUUAAUUGAAAGUAGUGUAUACAAGAUACACCAUUUUAUCUUAUAAACAAUUAUUUGUUAAAAAUAGUUUAAUUUGUUGAUAUGGAUUUUCUAAAAAUGUUCUUUUUACUUUGAAGGAAUGUGUCCUUCAUGACUCUUUUUAAUUGAAAGUAGUGUAUACAAGAUACACCAUUUUAUCUUAUAAAC